Calypte anna (Anna's hummingbird) is the source of this 1988-nucleotide messenger RNA. It is a transcript of the gene CMPK2, whose product is annotated as cytidine/uridine monophosphate kinase 2. Gene Ontology annotation, biological process: dUDP biosynthetic process; dTTP biosynthetic process; dTDP biosynthetic process. Gene Ontology annotation, cellular component: cytoplasm; mitochondrion. Bases 141 to 908 code for a protein of 255 amino acids. NCBI's taxonomy places the organism in Eukaryota, Metazoa, Chordata, Aves, Apodiformes, Trochilidae. The record is from RefSeq and is a predicted model, not a curated record. Gene Ontology annotation, molecular function: ATP binding; dTMP kinase activity. The transcript is spliced from 5 exons.
UCGCUCUCAGGCUCUAAUCCGAAGCCAGGCGCACUCCCUUGAGCGGAGCUGGUUUCGUUUCCCGCUCUCCCAUCCCACCGCCCUCCCCACUCCGCGCUGUCGCUGCCUCCACCGCCCAGUGUCCUUCUCCCUUCGUGGCGAUGCUGACGCGCUACACCCCGGGCCCGCCGGGCCCCUUGCCGCUCCGCCGCGUCCUCCCGCCCGCCGCCACCGCCGUCCGCCACCGCCUGCGGGAGUGCGCGGCGCGGAUCCCGGAGGCCGAAGCCGUCCUCGACCUGCUAGAGAAAUGUCCUGAGCACCAGAAGAAAGGAGGUUUUCCCGUUGUAGUUUUUGAGGGGCUGGACGCCACAGGAAAAACCACUAUAACCCAGUCUGUUAAGGACACUCUGAAUGCUGUUCUGCUAAGGUCUCCACCAGCUUGCAUCAGCCAAUGGAGAGCAAUAUUUGAUGUUGAGCCAGCACCCAUUAAAAGAGCAUUUUAUGCUGCAGGCAACUACAUUCUUGCCUCAGAAAUAGCAAAAGCAUCCAACCAGGCGCCUGUGAUCAUAGACAGAUACUGGCACAGCACAGCUGCCUACACAAUUGCCACUGAAAUAAAAGGAAACGUGCAGGAUCUUCCACCAGCUCAUGAUGAGGUGUACCAGUGGCCUGAGGAUCUGCUUAAACCUGAUCUUGUUCUUCUUCUGACUGUUGACCCUGAGGAGCGAGUUCGAAGAAUUCAGUGUCGAGGGCUGGCGAAAACAAAGGAGGAAGUUGAGCUGGAAGCUAACAGCUUGUUUCGUCAAAGAGUUGAAGAGUCAUACAGAAGGAUGGUGAAUCCUGCGUGCCAAGAGGUCGAUGCCAGCCCCUCCAAAGAAGAAGUUGUCCAGACAGUGCUACAACUAAUUAAAAAACACUGUGCUUUGUGAAAGCAACUUCUGUGUAAUAGCACUUAAAAAUACUUUGUAGUGCACUUAAAAUAUACUUUUCUUUGCCCCUCUGGUUCUGCUAAUUGAAAAUGCACUGUCACAUGCUUAUCCAACAGAACUUCUGUUGACAGCAGACUGUGCAGGUUAUCUGUUUCACUGUUGUUUACUGUGAUUUUCUGUGUAAGCCAAAAUAUUGCCCACAUGUUAUUCAGCACCUUAGUAAAGCCACCAGCAUUAUGGUUAUUUAUGAAGUACCUUAGAGUGCUCUCUGACACUCUGACAUUUAAAAAUGCUGUCAUGCUGCACCUUCAGGAGCACCAGUUCCCCCAGAUGUUGUGUGCCAGAAUUCACUGGACUGCAGCGGGAGCCUUAGGUGCCCAAGGAGAGUCUGAAAUGUCAUCCAGUGGUAAAACAAUAACAUGAUCCUAACAUUGAGGAACAGAGUAUCCAGUGGCCCAGUGCUGUUUACUGGAGUGAAGAAUGAGCAGAUGCUGCUGUGAUGGCCAUCCUGCAAAAAAUGUGUCAUAAAUGAGGGCCCAAGAGCAUCUAGGCCUCUAAUAAAGCCCAAACCUGUCAAUAUAUGCAAUAUACCAAAUUAAUUUCGUAGAGAAACAAGAAAAUGCUGACAUGUUAGAAACAGACACCUGAGAAGAACCUGAAAUGAAAAAUAUUUGAUAAAUCAUUGCUAAAAUAUUUUUCUACAAAACAUUUUCUGUAUCCUAUUAAUAGCAUUGUUAAAUGUGAAUUUGUGUUCUUUUACGAUAAUGUGAAAUGACAGAGAAUCUGAGCAAUGGGAAUGAUUUUACCUUUUCACUUCAUCUGUUCUUUUUCAUGUGGGUUUUUGCACUUGUUGAAUUAUUAAUUCAAUUCUAAUAAUACACCUUAGUAUGUGUUCAUCAUCCACAUUUUUCUUUUAAGCAAAACUACUUAGGCAGGUUAAUAGAAAAGCAAAGCAAGUUAGACCAAGCCAUCGUGUCCCUUUCUAAUGUCUGUUAGAAAUAAAGGUCUGCAAGAGGUUGCGUGCUACAUGUGGGACCUUAAUGUGCAUAAUCACUCCCUUACCUGCCAUUUCUGUGUUAU